AUGGUGGCUGAUUCAGCUACGGCUACCUCUUCAGGAUCAUCAGAGAUGUUAUCGUCGGAAUUCGACGCAUUUGUCUUUCCUGUCCUUGCACUGAUGCUUGGACUUAUCUUGGACGAAGUAAAUAAACGUAUUAGUUUUCUUGGAAUACCGGAUACGAUUUUGCAGUUUGUGAUUGCAUUGUGUGCCAGUGUGGCCAUGACUAAAUUCCUACCAGCGGAUGUUGUCAAAAGCCUGUCAAGUCGUUAUUCUUGGGUAUCCCUAGAUCCACAGACUUUGAUGACGGUUAUGCUACCACCUCUACUCUUCGAAUCCGCGUUCAAAAUGAACUCUCAUACGUUUUUUGCGAGAGUACGGCUUAUUGUAUGUCUUACGGCUGUCGUAUACUUUAGCACUCUCGUUGUUGCCUCAGCCUUCAUGAUUCCUAUCCUGGCUCAAACGCAGCAAUUCAGCAUUUCUACGGUAUUCCUAUUCAAUGCAAUUCUCGUUUCCACUGAUGCUGUUGCUGUGGGAGCCAUUCUUGAACAGUACGGUGCACCUCAUAGUCUACGAAUCUUGAUCGAAGGCGAAUCACUCCUCAAUGAUGGAUUGUCUUUGACUACAUAUCGUUUUCUAGUCGAUAUUCUUGAGGUGGAAAUUGGUGUAGUGGACAAAAUUUCUUAUUCACAUCAAUUCCUUUCCUUGUUUAUGAAUGUAUUUGCUUCUCCACUCAUUGGCGCUGUCGGUGCGAAAGUAGUAGCUUGGAUAAUAUCGAAACUGAAAGAAAAUAAGAAGAGACAGGCAUUCAUCUUAGUGUCAGUUUAUGGUAUUUUUAUACUUUGCGAAAAAUGCUCUGGCUCUCCGGCACUUGGUCUAGUUGUGUUUGGAAUUAUGUUGAACUCAUACAGAGAAAGUUUUGCCCCGGAAACAACAGAAAUGGCUCUUGAAUUGUGGGCAGCAAUGGGUUACUGGGCAAACAAUGUGAUUUUUAUAUUUGCGGGUUUUUGCGUAGGUACUGGAAUGUUUACUGGCACUGAUGAAAACUUGAAUUAUUUGGAGAUCGAUUAUGAAGACCUUUCCAUAUUUGUGGAAGGAAUGCUAUUAGCGCCAAUGUUGCUAUUUUCCAGGAUAGCAUCAGUAUAUUUGUUUUACAAGUAUUUAUCGCUGUUGUCAACACAACCUCUGCCACCCAGAAGAGAUUUUGUAAUACUUGCAUAUGGUGGCUUAAGAGGAGCUCUUGGACUAAUGUUAGCUAUGGAACUACAUAGAAAAGUCAAUAAGACAUUCACGAAGAGGCUUUUGCACCUUACAUGCUCUGCUACAUUUAUAAGCCUUGUCUUCCAAGGAAUGACAUUCUCGGCAUUGGCCAAAAAAGAAGGCACCACGAAGCGCUCCAAGUAUGUUAAGGACACGUGUGUUCGUCUGUCCCGAUUCCUGGAUGUAAAAAUCAGGGAAGCUCUUCAUGUGAUGAAAAGUGAUGUAAGCUCUUGCCUUGCUGGCGCACACUGGAAGGUUGUUGAAACUCAAGUCAGAGAAUGCUUAGAAAAGAAUGCUACUGCAAUGGAAAAUGAGAUGCUGCAACAACAAGAAUACAGCCAGGAUGAGACGUCUGAUGAUGAGCAAACUCGAAAGAGUGAGGUUAGCACCGACAUGAUUGACGCUAGAGUCGGCUUGUAUGGAAUCCUUUUAGCAAGGGUACACGAUGCAUGGGCUCGAGGUGUCAUUGCGGGAAAAACUGCCCGGGUCAUAACAGCAAUAAUGGAGCACGGAAUUGACGAAGGCAAAAUUAGUGCUGAUGAUGUGGAACAUCACUUGAAGAUAAUUGAGCUCAACUGCUUUACAAAAUUUAUGUACAAAAUCUCCGAAGUCCUUUUUAGAUUGGUGAAAAUGCUCUUUUAUCCACAAAAAAGUCGAUUGCCGUCAAGUAUGUUUCUGAAAGAAAUCUUGAAAGAUGGUGGAUCUUUCAAACUGGAGUUAUGUGUGGUUACAGCAUACUUCUUGCUUUCGCAAACUACGACAAAUGAAAUGCCGUUUACUACGAUUUUUCACCUUCCUGGCUAUCCUAUUUUCCACUGUGUAUAUGAUCACAAGGAUGACACCACUUCUUGUCGUUGUUAUAAGAGAGCACUGCAUCGAAAUGAUGGUAGGAUUUCAUUUGAUGUCAAAAUAGAACUUUGCUACGCUUCUUGA
Molecule: messenger RNA, 2166 nt
Organism: Cylicocyclus nassatus
Lineage: Eukaryota; Metazoa; Nematoda; Chromadorea; Rhabditida; Strongylidae
Source: the annotation of a GenBank genome assembly